UUAGUAAUAAAAUAAGAUACUUGGCUUAAAAGCUAGUUUUGUUUUAUAAGCACCUAAGGCAGAGGAAACAAGAGUUAUCAUUUCAAAGAAAAGAGAAAAACAGGUGAGAAGUGUAAUAAGGUAAAGAAAAAGUGUGUUGUAAUUUGUGGAACAUCAAUGGCAACACCAAAAAGGUCACAUGAUCAACAACAACAACAAAUUGUGCAACAAGUGAAGAAUUCAGGAAUGAUGAACAACCACAUGAGUCCAAGAAGAGAUGAUAGGGAAGAGGAGAUUUCAAGAUCAGUUCUAGCAAUGUUCAAAGCAAAAGAAGAAGAAAUUGAGAGGAGAAAAUUGGAGGUUAGAGAUAAGGUUCAUGCUCAUCUUGGUCGAGUCGAAAACGAAACAAAGCGAUUGGCUGAGAUAAGAGAAGAGAUUGAGGGUUUCACAGAUCCAAUGAGGAAGGAUGUUGCAAUGGUUAGAAAGAAGAUUGAUAUGGUUAACAAAGAGUUGAAGCCAUUGGGUCAAACUUGCCAGAAAAAGGAGAGAGAAUACAAUGAAGCUCUUGAGGCUUUCAAUGAGAAAAACAAAGAAAAGGCUCAACUUGUUACCAAAUUAGUGCAGCUUGUGGCUGAAAGUGAGAGGAUGAGGAUGAAGAAGCUGGAGGAGCUAAGCAAAAACAUAGAUACACUUCAUUGAGAUAUUAUGCUAGUGAUCUAGUUAAGUAACUUUGUGGGUUCAGUGUGCUGUUAACUACAAUCCAUAUCAUUGAAUGUGGUAGAAUUUGUGAUUUCAAUGUAUUUUUUGCUGACUUAGGAAAAUAUGUUCAAUAAAAGUGUCAUUAAACUCCUAAUCUACUCAA
Messenger RNA from Cicer arietinum (chickpea), 841 nucleotides. RefSeq lists its product as uncharacterized. The record is from RefSeq and is a predicted model, not a curated record. NCBI's taxonomy places the organism in Eukaryota, Viridiplantae, Streptophyta, Magnoliopsida, Fabales, Fabaceae.